AUGGAUUUCUCCUUUGAUCUCACGUCCCGUGUUCCUACGGUGGCAGCGUUGCUUCUGGCUCUUUUCGUCGGUAAAAUAGUAAGCGGACUGUUGACAAGCAAGAAGAAGAAGAGACUUCCACCAGUUGCAGGAACUAUUUUCCACCAGCUCAUCAACUUCAAGAGGCUGCAUGAUUUCAAUACUGAACUCUGCCACAAAUACAAAACCUACAGGCUUCUUACUCCCACAAACAAGCAGGUCUACACUUCGGAUCCUGCAAAUAUUGAGUAUAUUCUUCGAACCAAUUUCAACAACUAUGGCAAGGGAUCAUUCAACUAUGAAAACAGCAGUGACCUCUUUGGAGAUGGAAUAUUUGCAGUAGAUGGUGACAAAUGGCGCCAUCAAAGAAAGAUAGCAAGCUAUGAAUUCUCAACAAGAGUCCUCAGAGAUUUCAGCAGUACAGUGUUCAAAAUAAAUGCAGCCAAACUAGCUCAAAUAAUCUCUGAGAUAUCUAACCGUAAAGAAGUAAUAGACAUACAGGAUUUGUUCAUGAAAUCAACUAUGGAUUCGAUAUUUAAAGUUGGGUUUGGCAUAGAGUUGAAUAGUUUGCAAGGAUCAGAAGAAGGAAAUCGAUUCUCCAAUGCUUUUGAUAGGUCUAGUAGUCUGAUACUACUACGAUAUGUUGAUCCAUUUUGGAAGAUCAAGAAGUAUUUCAACAUUGGAUCAGAAGCAGAACUUAAAAAACACAUUAAAAUUGUCAAUGAUUUUGUUUACAAAUUGAUCAAUGUCAAGAUUGAAAACCCCCAGAAUCCAGAAAUCGACUCUGUGAAGAAAGAAGACUUGUUAUCUAGAUUUCUAGCGGAAAUGGAAAAGGAUCCAGAAAAUAUGACACACAAGUAUUUGAGAGAUAUAAUUUUGAAUUUUCUUAUCGCUGGAAAAGACACUACUGCUGGGACAUUAUCCUGGUUUAUUUACAUGUUGUGCAAGAAUCAGCAGAUACAAGACAAGGUUGCUUGUGAAGUGCAAGAAGCAACUGAAAAUGAUAAAGAUACAAACUUUGGAGAUUUCUCGAACCUUCUGACUGAUGAAGUCGUAGACAAGAUGCAGUAUCUUCAUGCAACCAUAACAGAGACACUGAGAUUGUUUCCAUCAGUUCCUUUGGAUUCGAAAGUUUGCUUCUCAGAUGAUACUUUGCCCGAUGGUUUUGACACAGAAAAGGGGGAUGUUGUGUUUUACAUGCCUUAUGCAAUGGGUAGAUUAACAUAUUUAUGGGGUGAAGAUGCAGAAGUUUUUCGACCAGACAGAUGGAUUGAUGCAAACGGGUACUUUCAACCUGAAAGUCCUUUCAAAUUUACUGCAUUUCAGGCUGGUCCAAGGAUAUGUUAA
Molecule: messenger RNA, 1365 nt
Organism: Asparagus officinalis (garden asparagus)
Lineage: Eukaryota; Viridiplantae; Streptophyta; Magnoliopsida; Asparagales; Asparagaceae
Product: cytochrome P450 704C1-like
Exons: 6
Coding region: 1-1365 (454 amino acids)
Molecular function (GO): oxidoreductase activity, acting on paired donors, with incorporation or reduction of molecular oxygen; iron ion binding; heme binding
Source: RefSeq, a predicted model, not a curated record